ACUGAAACGUUUUCGUCAGUCGCACUCGCAGUGUGUCCGUUGGACAAAUGGACCAUCGUCGUCGCCUCGACGCCGCCGCCGUUGCGCAAGUCGUACUAUUACAGGUACUCAUACUGUUGUCUUCACCGACCACUGUCRUACGAGUCCUGUGCGGCCGUCCCGUGUGGCUGACCGACGGCGAUACGCUGUACUUAAGAUGGCAGAGCGGGCUGGGCUUGUUGGACCGUUGUUCCGUAGUGCUGCCCAACGGCACGGAGACGACCCUGUCUGACGCGGCCACCACCUUCACCACCGCCGCUAAUAUCACGUACGUGGGCGACGGUUAUCAGUCAGGUCAAUGCGGUCUCAGGGCCGUGAGUGUGGCGCCCGGCGUCGGCAAUUGGACGCUAACGGCGUCAUCAGCGGACGGACGACACGACCGGGACACGACUCUCGUCACGUGCAUCGCGAAGCAAUGGCCCAAGUCGAGCACUAUUCGCGUGACCAUAGGUACCGCGGUGAACGUCACGUGCGGACCACCGAAGGCGUUUUACUGCCGCAUGACAGGCCCGUCCGGCGAAGUUUCCAGUCACAAGGGCCAGUGUUGGGUGCAGAUCAAAUCGGUCGGAUCGCAUCACCUGGACGUGUGGACCUGUUGGUCGGUUACAGCCGAGUCCGCGGCCGAAGUUCAAUACACUCUUCGCCUACACGCUUACCGAGAGGGCGCAGUAACGGAAGUCGGAAGCGACGAAACACCGUCCGAGGUGCGAGUGUUCUGCAACGUCCGCAACGGAACCACUAUUGCAGCAGACGACGGAGACGGCAAUGCAGUUGGUCGAGACAGUCACUUCCGRUCAAAAUACUGCCGGCUUACGUUACCACGAGACGCAAAGACCCUGUCGCUGGCGUAUGGAAGAGGUACCACUCGGUACUCGUAUCACGGUGCGACGUACAACGAUUGCGGCGUGUCAUUCGCAAAACCACUGAGACGAUCCGAAAUCGGCCGAUGGAAGUGUAUGAACGCCAUGUCCGACGACCAGGUUUAUGGCGGGUUCGUUGUCGUCGAACCACCAAACAAUACGAAAGGUAAAACUAUACGACCGACUAUACGGUGUCGACCGCAGUAUGUAUUAUAUAUUUUGAAUCAUGUUUGCGCAGAGUCCGUGAUUGCGGCCCGCCAAGAAGAAYUGUACGCGACCGAGGGCACUCGUGUAACGCUGGGUUGCGACACAGUCGAGAAGCAGCCUAUAGCCUACUGCCGGUUCCUCACACCACAUCUAUUCGGAUUCGCCGUCGACGAGAAAUCGGAUGCGCAGCCUCCACCCCGGUACGCGUACUCGGGCCAAGGACUGACGGCCGGCCACUGCGGUUUGUCCGUCGAUCGCGUUGACGAUUCCGACUACGGAAACUGGACGUGCGCUGUGAAAAUCCUAGACUCGUCCGGAUCUGAAGAAGUCAGCACGACCGUCCUGUUGCGGAAACCCGAAGGAUUCACAAUGAUCCAGAUCAUCGGCAUCGUUUUAUGCGGAACUAUGAUAUCAAUCAUGUCACUGUUCUUUGCCAAUCAUCUCAUCACCAACCCGUCAGCAAAGACGAGGAAAAAAAUCGAAAAAUUAGAAAUGCAGCUCGAAGCGGGCGAACAAGGUGCAAGUCGGAGGGUCGGCGCCAGACGCGCGCAGAAUAGCACGCGCGUGAUCAGAACUCCGCCGUGUAGGAGYCAACCACGGAGAAUUUGAUCACUGCGCUCGGUUAUUUUGCUGGCUACAAUCACAAUACAAUUUUUCGAAUAUUUUAUGUAACGCGAGAUCUUUAGUGAAGCCUCUUCUACACCAGGUUUAAGCGAAGUUAUUUGAUACCACUGRAUAUAAUAAUAAAUWUAGAAAAUAUUAUCCAUUCACAA
Messenger RNA from Diuraphis noxia (Russian wheat aphid), 1879 nucleotides. It is a transcript of the gene Fas3, whose product is annotated as fasciclin 3. Lineage: Eukaryota; Metazoa; Arthropoda; Insecta; Hemiptera; Aphididae. The record is from RefSeq and is a predicted model, not a curated record.